AUGUCUAUAUUCAAUGGCACCCACUACCCGCCACCCUUCUUCCUUCCUUCAGGAAUCCCAGGGUUGGAGGAAUCUCAUAUCUGGAUCUCCAUCCCAUUGAGCAUGAUGUACAUGUUUGCCAUCCUGGGGAACAGCAUCAUCACUCACAUGAUACAUAAGAAUCCCAGCCUUCAUGAGCCUCAAUAUGUAUUCUUAUCCAUGUUGGCAGCCACUGACACAGGCUUGCCAGCAUCUACACUGCCUACUGUACUUAAUGUCUUUCUUCUCAACCACCGAGAGAUUGAGUUCCAUGGUUGCCCGGCCCAGAUGUUCUUCAUCCACACCUUGUCUUCCUUGGAGUCAGCUAUCCUGCUGGUCGUGGCAUUUGACCUCUUUAUGGCCAUAUGCAACCCACUGUGCUACACUGUGGUCCUGACCCACUCCCGAAUUACUCAGAUGGGAUUAGCUGCUGUGGCUCGGGGAGUGGUGCUGAUGGCCCCCUUGCCCAUCCUGCUCAAAUGGCCUCCCUUCUGCAAGAACAUCAUCCUAUCCCACUCAUUCUGCUUCCACCCUGAUGUGAUGAAGCCAGCUUGUGGGUCCAUUCGUGUCAACAUCAUCUAUGGGCUGACCUUAGUUCUCUGUUCCUUUGGUGUUGACUCUGUCUUUAUUGCCCUGUCUUAUGCUUUGAUCUUGAAGACAGUUCUGGCCAUUGUUUCCGGGGAGGGACAGCUUAAGGCACUCAAUACAUGUGUCUCUCAUAUUUUCACUGUCCUCAUUUUCUAUGUCCCACUUAUUACCUUACCCCUGAUGCACAGAAUAGGCAGGUACCACUCCCCUCUCCCCCAUGUCACUAUGUCCAACAUUUUCCUUUUCCUCACACCUGUACUCAACCCUUUAGUUUAUAGUAUAAAAACAAAACAGAUUAGAAGUGCACUACGUAGAUUGGUUGUACUCAAGGUAGCCUGA
Diceros bicornis minor is the source of this 945-nucleotide messenger RNA. RefSeq names its product olfactory receptor 51I2-like. Gene Ontology annotation, biological process: G protein-coupled receptor signaling pathway. The coding region runs from base 1 to 945 and encodes 314 amino acids. Lineage: Eukaryota; Metazoa; Chordata; Mammalia; Perissodactyla; Rhinocerotidae. The record is from RefSeq and is a predicted model, not a curated record. Gene Ontology annotation, molecular function: olfactory receptor activity; G protein-coupled receptor activity. Gene Ontology annotation, cellular component: membrane. The transcript has a single exon.